UAUCUUCUACAAAAGAUAUUUCGCAACCUAUUGACUCAUGGAAUGAGGGCACUAACGUGCCUGAAGAAACAAUUAUUCCUGAUGAAAUAGAACAUAGCCCGGCGAAAUCUGAAUCUUUAACGGAACUUGAAGAAUCAGAGAUUCAAUGCUCCGCAUCACCCUCUGUAACCUCUUUACCACAAGAUGAUAUAUCCAAACAAAUGUCAGAAAACACAUCUGAUAUAUCUGAUAUCGCUUCAAAUUCCGGCGUAUGUCAGAAGUCGAAGACUUCUAUUCAAGACCUAUCAUAUGGUAGUACAGAAACUAUUCUCUCAAAAAACGAUCAAGAUGGAAAUUUAUGUAAUAUGAAAACCGUUCCCUCGGGGAACGAUCGAGAUGUAAAUUUAUCAUGUGAUAAAAAGACUAUUAGUUCGGAAAUAUCUAAAUUAGAGCAAGAUGUCGA
Messenger RNA from Acaulospora morrowiae, 442 nucleotides. The record is from the annotation of a GenBank genome assembly. NCBI's taxonomy places the organism in Eukaryota, Fungi, Glomeromycota, Glomeromycetes, Diversisporales, Acaulosporaceae.